Molecule: messenger RNA, 3270 nt
Organism: Cryptosporidium ubiquitum
Lineage: Eukaryota; Apicomplexa; Conoidasida; Eucoccidiorida; Cryptosporidiidae
Exons: 2
Coding region: 1-3270 (1089 amino acids)
Source: RefSeq, a predicted model, not a curated record
AUGAAAAAUCUACUCUUAACGUUUCUUUUAAUUAUUGUUUCUGUAAAUUACUUGGCUUAUGUUGAAUCUGCCUCUAUAAAUCGUUCGCCUGAAAAACUAGAGGUUUCUGUUGAGGUGCAAGCCAAUAGUUCAACAACGACCAUAAAGCCCAUUAGUACAAAUUCUUCUCAAGCAGCUGAUAAAGGUGAUCAUUAUCUUAGUAAAAACAAAACAUUGGAAGGAAGGACUUCAACUUGGAACAGAUUUAUUACGCUAAUUAUUGAAAAUGUAAAUAUAGGAAAUAAUUGGCAGGACUUGUUGUCAAAAAAAGCAAGUGAGUAUUCAGAAUACAAUAACCCUCAGUACGUUUUAUGUAGUGACCACUUUGAACAUGAAAAGUUGUCAGAAAAAUACUUUCGUCUUGAAUCAAACGUUCCAGUCCAUUUUCCAACAGAGGUAAAGGAUAUACGUAUAGUAUCAAGUAUUAGGAAAACCCCAAAUUUGAAUAUGACCGAAACUCUUAAAUUGUCCAACUUCCCUAGACCGAAACAUUUCAGGAAAAGUUUGGUUUUAUUAACACCAGAGCCAUACCAGAGAUUAAUGACUUAUGCAAUUGAACAAUGUAUGAUUCCAUCAACUUGGUAUUUAGAAUUAAUUCAUUGUAUGUAUGUUGGUAUGGCACCAAAGUUUUCUGGGAUGAUCUUUAGCUAUUCAUUACAAGAUGUGGUUGGUUCUGCAUUGAUGAGUAUUAGCUAUAAGGAUGAACGCUUUAAUCUGGAAAAUUGUUUUAAUGCAAUAUCAUUAGUAGUUGAUGAUUACAUUUCUCCAUAUUAUAUGGAUAUUUGUAAUAAUGUACUAGCGUGUCUGGAAUCUAAGCAAUUUGAAAAACAAUUUUCCAAACAGAAGAAGGAAUUUGAAAAACGAGUAGAAGAUGCAUAUAAACACAUUCCUGUAAAACAAAAGUUUUUAACACCAAUGCAGUUUUAUAGGUAUGCGUUUUUGCUUUCAAUGUCACUUGUAAAAGAUAAAAGUAUUGAUUUAAAAAUUUACUCUGAAAGGAAUUUUCUGCCAGUUAGAAUAGCGUUGGCGAGUUUAGCAUACUAUGCAAUAUCUGAUACUCUGGGUUGGGCAUUUGAGUCAGAAAAAAAAGUUUCCGUAUUUUUUACUAAGAUAAUUAUGAAAAUGAUUUUUGAAAUAUCGUUGAUUUCAAUUCCAGGGUGUAUAAAAAGACUAUCUAAAUUUUCUAAUGAUAUCACAGUUGAAAGAUCGAUUAUUUUUGAGUUAUUUUGUAAAGAGAUUUUCUCUGCAGGUUUUAUUGUUGAAGCUACAAACGAAUUGCCUAUUGACAAAAAAUUACAUUCAAAAGCUAUUAUGCCUCAAAGAAUAUUAGACAGUUCAUACCAUUUAUUUGUACCUGAUAUGACAAGUGAUUUACACUAUAGUGGUUAUGACCAUUCUUGGGUUUACGCACAAAUUGAAUUUAAUUCACCUAGCUUGGUAAGACAAAAUAAAGUACAAAAAGCAUACAAAUCUAAAAAGUUAAAAAGAACGGUCAAAACAGACCACUUUAAAGAUGGAUUUGGACCUCAAUCGGGGGAAUUUUCUAUUAAAAAGGUUAAUACGGGAAGAAGGACUAGAAUCGGAUACCUUAUUAAUUUUAACUUAAAAAAUAUAUUUAUUGAUGGCACGAACACAUCAAUAAUGAGGUACGAAACAACACAAUUUUUCUCAAUAUGCUUGAUUGUUAUUUUUAUAACUAUUAAUUUAAUUCAAGGAUCUAAAUUAACUGGCUAUAAAUUAGAGCCUGGAAUUGAAGCCGACAAUGGUUGGCAAAAAAUGAUCUUAGAGGUAAACUCUGCUUACAAAAAUUCUUCAGGAAAUUCACUCAUAGAACCGACGACUACUUUCAUUAAUGAUUACACAAAUUUUAAAGAAUCUUUUAUUUCUUUUAAUAGAGAUGUAUGCAUCGAAAUUCCGGAUGUAAUUAGCUCUUCCAAACCUGAAUUCAAUUAUCCAAUACAUAUUCCAUUAGAAAGAAAAUCUGUUUCGAGUUUCAUCCGAAGAAGAAUUUCAAUAAAUCUAAGUAGCCCGAAUUAUAACUCGAAUAUUCAGUAUCCAAGAGUCAAGCAUUUCAAGUACUUAUUACCUGAAUUGGUAAUAGAGCCCUACCAACGAUUAAUGAGUUUUGCAAUAGAAGUAUGCAUGAUUCCAUCUAUUUGGUAUAUAGAGAUCAUUCACUGUAUGCAUAUGGGUAUGGCUCCAUUUUUUACAGGCGCACUCAUGAGCUAUAAUUUACAAGAUAUUAUAGGUGCAUCAAUCAUGUCAAUGGGAUAUAAGGAUGAAAAAUUUUCAAUUGAUAACUGCAAGAAUUCGGUGUCUAUUGUUGCGGAUGAUCAAAUAUCUCCUUACUAUGAAGAAAUAUGCAAAAAAGUUGAGUCUUGCAUAAUAUCAAGACCAUUUAAUAAUGGGCCUUUUUCAAGGUUAAAAACUGAACUUCAAGAAAGAAUCAAUAGAUCAUAUAGAUUAAUUAAGCCAAUUGAUGGAUUUUUGGACCCUAAAUCCUUUGCAAGAUUUGCAAUAUUAACAACUAUCUCAAUCAUUCCUAAUAAUAAAUUUUUAUCUAGGGUUUCUUCCGAAAAAAAUUUCUUGGUAAUUAGGUCAAUGCUUUCUUCUAUUGGAUAUUAUGCUCUUUCAAGUAUUGCUGGACUAAAAUUCAUAUCGGAGUUUUCUGUCGCAAAAUUUUUUUCAAAAAUGAUACCAGAAUGGCUAUCUAUGACGAUACCUAAAUUUCAGAAAAACUGCAUAAGUCAACUAGCUUUCUUUUCAAAAGCAAAUGCUCAAUCAUAUGAAUUGUUUAAAUACUUUUGCCAAGAAGUAUUUUCCUCGGGGUUUAUUUAUGAAAAUAAUAAACUUUACAUUAAAUUAGAGAAAAUGGAUUCAGUUUAUCCCCAGAGGGUAUUACACGCUCAUUAUCCUUAUUUUAUUCCAAGUAUGGCUAAAAGAAAGCUUUACACAGAAUAUGAUAAUUCAUGGGCGGCUGCAUCAACAACUGAAUCAUUUAAGAUACCUUCUAUAAUGGAAAAGCCUAAUGAAGGAUUUUCAAAGAUAUAUUUCACAAAACAAUACAGAAAAACUAGAAGGAAAGCCAUCAACGGGCAGGGGAUUGGACCUUUGGAGAAUAAAUAUAAGAAACGUACAACUAAAUAUAAAAUCAAAAGCAGGUUAACUAAGGUUUUAUGCUCUAAGAAGACAAAAAACCAUAUUGAUAUAAUGAACCAUGUUAAAAAAUGA